AUGCGAGGGCUUGGAUUGUGCUUACUUGCAGCCAGUGUGGCGGCCCAGGGAAUCACAGUGUCAGAUGUCAGCUACAGUUACACGGCAACCUUUACAGUGACACAUUGGGAUACAUUCACAACGACAACCUGUGCCUGUACAUCCACAUCCUCGACACCGUUGGUGUCCAACGACCCUGCACUCACUUAUUCGACUCCCGCAACGACUGGACCUUCCUCAUCAGGCACAUCCUCAACUACGACCAGCUUGACACCUCUGCUUCCGGAUGGUACUCUCACCCCUUCCUUUACCUUGACAAGCGACGCGGGCGCACCUGGCUCAAGCACAAGCCCGGGAGGUGGUAUUCCAACAAUAUCCACCUCAACAUCGGCCGCAGGAAGCGAGCCGUCGGUCACCAACUCAGCCUACAUCAAUGCAAUCCUAAGGCAUCACAAUAUCCAUCGCACAAACCAUUCAGCCAAUGCAUUAAGCUGGUCAUCCAGCCUGGCAGAGACCGCAAGAGUAAUUGCACAAACUUGUAUUUACGCACACAAAACCGAUGUUGGCGGUGGCGGUUAUGGGCAAAACAUCGGCGCAGGCUACCCAGAGUCUCCAUUGUCGAUGGGCCAAUUCGUCACUGAGGGGCUUUACAACAGCGAAGUGAACAAGUAUACGGCGUACGGCAGCGAGCCCAACCUUGGCGACUUCGGGAUAUGGGGUCACUUCACUCAGGUCGUCUGGAAGAGUACAGACAGCGUUGGAUGCUAUACGGCAGAUUGCACCAACAGCGGUCUAGCGAAUGCCCCUGGAAUUCCGCCGUUCUUCACCGUUUGUAACUACGCUCCGCCAGGCAAUUUUGCCGGAAUGUUCAACGUCAAUAUUGGAACCUCCAUCGGGUUGGCUACCGUUUAUGGUGAUUAUUGA
Exophiala aquamarina CBS 119918 is the source of this 903-nucleotide messenger RNA. RefSeq lists its product as uncharacterized. Lineage: Eukaryota; Fungi; Ascomycota; Eurotiomycetes; Chaetothyriales; Herpotrichiellaceae. The record is from RefSeq and is a predicted model, not a curated record. Gene Ontology annotation, cellular component: extracellular region. The coding region runs from base 1 to 903 and encodes 300 amino acids. The transcript is spliced from 3 exons.